This is a messenger RNA of Rubroshorea leprosula, 1472 nucleotides long. The record is from the annotation of a GenBank genome assembly. NCBI's taxonomy places the organism in Eukaryota, Viridiplantae, Streptophyta, Magnoliopsida, Malvales, Dipterocarpaceae.
UCCUCCAACCUCAAUUCUGAGCUACCUUUGCCUUUUUCCUCAAAGACAGCAAAAACCAAACACCCACAUCGUUUUUUUUUUUUUAAAAAAAAAACAAAUCUCAGCAUUUCUCGUUUAAUUGUUUAAUAAUGGCUUCUUUACUUUCUUCUUCUUCUUCCUCCUGUUGCUCUUGCUCCAUGAAGAGCAUCACUACUGUUUCAUCCAUUCCUAAGCUUCCAGUCCGUAUUUCCGUUCCUCAAAGUAUUCCCACGAAGGAAUUGAUUGAGGGAUUGAGAAUCGGAGAUGGGUUCCGGAGCAUGGAAAACAAUGUCAAUGUCCCAGUCACAACAUCACAAGAUCAAGAAACGUCUGCAAGUGCUUCUAUUGCAACGUUAGAGCUAUAUGCUGUAUUGGAAGCAGUUGCUGACAGGGUGGAAAUGCACCAUAACAUCGGCGAGCAGAGGGAGAACUGGAACACUCUUCUCCUCAACUCUAUCAAUAUGAUCACUCUCACCGCCACCACCAUGGCCGGUGUUGCCGCCGCAACUGGCGCUGGUAGUGAAGGUGGUUCAAUUUUGGGGUUGAAUUUGGCAUCCACCAUCUUGUUCUCGACCGCAACAGGGAUGUUGGUUUUGAUGAACAAAAUCCAGCCUUCACAGCUUGUAGAAGAGCAAAGAAACGCUACGAGAUUCUUUAAGCAGCUCCAGAGUCAAAUCCAAACUAAACUAGCUCUUGGCUCCCAGACCAAAGAAGACGUUGAGGAUGCCAUGGAGAAAGUUUUGGCUCUGGAUAAAGCUUUCCCACUUCCCUUGCUCGGAGCAAUGCUCGAAAAAUUCCCUAAAACUUUCUCCCCUGCUGUUUGGUGGCCGAGAAACUCUCAGAACAGAGCACGAGAACAGACUAAAACAGAGAAAACAGAGCAUAAUGGAUGGAAUUCAGCUCUGGAAAUGGAAAUGAGAGAAAUUGUGAAUGCCAUCAAGAGAAAAGAUAUAGAAGAUUACGAGAGACUUGGCAAUAUAGUAUUGAAGAUAAACAAGAUUUUAGCAGUAUCCGGCCCCUUGCUCACCGGUAUUGCAGCUAUAGGCUCUGCUCACGGUGGUUCAUGGGCGGCGACAAUGGCUGCUGUAGCCGGAGCUUUAGCCACCACCGUGAACACCCUGGAGCACGGUGCUCAAGUUGGUAUGGUGUUCGAGAUGUAUCGAAGCUGCGCUGGAUUCUUCACACUUACGGAGGAAACAAUUGAAUCCACACUUGGUGAAAGUGAUGUGGAGAGAAGAGAAAAUGGAGAGUUGUUCCAAAUGAAGGUGGGAUUGCAGCUGGGGAGAAGCUUAUCGCAGCUUAAAGAACUUGCGAAGAAAUCAAGGUAUUCUCGUAUUGAAGGAAGCACCAUUGAUGAAUUUGCAAGCAAGCUUUUCUAAUUGAAAAGUUGUACAUGUUUUAUAAAUUUUGAUUGUUUCAUUCUUUCAUCCUUUGAAGAAAUUCAUUGAUUCUUU